CUGACCAGCGCCCCGCUCCGUAAGUACCGGCCCCUCGCAUUGCUGCCCCGCGCCAGCUACCCCGCCAUCCCCAAAGUCCUCGUCGCCGUCGUUACCACCACCGGCAUACUCCUCCGCCUCGGCACCGUCGCCCCCAACUUCAAGGCCGACACGACCAACGGCCCCAUCGACUUCCACGAGUUCAUCGGCGACAACUGGGUCGUCUUCUUCUCUCACCCCGAGGACUACACCCCCGUCUGCACCACCGAGCUCGGCGCCUUCGCCAAGCUCGAGCCCGAGUUCUCCAAGCGCGGCGUCAAGCUGAUCGGCCUCUCGGCCAACACCCUCGGCUCCCACGAGGGCUGGAUCAAGGACAUUGACGAGGUCACCGGCUCCCGCGUCUCCUUCCCCAUCAUCGCCGACAAGGAGCGCAAGGUCGCCUACGCCUACGACAUGCUCGACUACCAGGACACCACCAACGUCGACGAGAAGGGCAUCGCCUUCACCAUCCGCUCCGUCUUCAUCAUCGACCCCAAGAAGACCAUCCGCACCAUCCUCUCCUACCCGGCCUCCACCGGCCGCAACUCCGCCGAGGUCCUCCGCAUCGUCGACUCCCUCCAGACCGGCGACAAGCACAAGAUCACCACCCCCAUCAACUGGGUCCCCGGUGACGACGUCAUCGUCCACCCCUCCGUCAAGACCGAGCAGGCCAAGGAGCUCUUCCCCGAGGUCCGCAUCGUCAAGCCCUACCUGCGCUUCACCCCUUUGCCCAAGGAGAAGGCCACCGUCGCUUAG
This is a messenger RNA of Colletotrichum karsti, 774 nucleotides long. Its product is annotated as AhpC/TSA family protein. Lineage: Eukaryota; Fungi; Ascomycota; Sordariomycetes; Glomerellales; Glomerellaceae. Gene Ontology annotation, molecular function: peroxiredoxin activity. The transcript is spliced from 2 exons. Gene Ontology annotation, biological process: cellular response to oxidative stress; cell redox homeostasis; cellular oxidant detoxification. The record is from RefSeq and is a predicted model, not a curated record. Gene Ontology annotation, cellular component: cytosol; mitochondrion.